Oryza brachyantha (malo sina) is the source of this 744-nucleotide messenger RNA. RefSeq lists its product as uncharacterized. The transcript has a single exon. The record is from RefSeq and is a predicted model, not a curated record. Bases 113 to 388 code for a protein of 91 amino acids. Lineage: Eukaryota; Viridiplantae; Streptophyta; Magnoliopsida; Poales; Poaceae.
CCUAGCUGCCGCUCAUCAACACAGCAUCAAUCACCAAUCCAAUCAGUUCACUGCCCAUCGCAAAUCAACGGAAUUCACAGUCCAGUCACAGCAAGAAGCUAAGAAGAGAUCAAUGGCGGGUGCGGCGAAGGCGUCGUUGAUGGUGGCGAUGAGCGUGGGCGCCGUGGAGGCGCUCAAGGACCAGGCGGGCCUCUGCCGCUGGAACUACGCGAUGAGAUCGAUCCACCGAGCCGCCAAGUCCAACGCGCGCGCCGGUGCCGGCGCCGGCGCCUCGCAGGCCAAGAAGAUGCCUGCUUCUGCGGCGGCGGCGGCGGAGUGGAGGAGGGCGGAGAGAGCCGAGGAGGGGUUGAGGACGGUCAUGUACCUCAGCUGCUGGGGUACAAAUUAGCAUAGCUUUGGUCGCUACUCGCUAGCUAUAGGAGUCGGGCUUGGAAGUGGUAACCAUGGCUUGAGACUUGCCGGUUGCCUGUUCCUGCUUGAUUGUAUAUACCACGAUGAUGAUGAUAAUGGUGAAAGCUUCUGGUACUUGAGUAUAAUUGUUGUGUCAUGGCCCUAAUGCUUUGAGAUCGUGAUAAGUUCUUCCUUGGUAGUAGUACCUGAUUUCGUUCUUAAACAGGAAGAACUUGCUUGUCCUGACAGAAAUGAGACGAUUCUGAACCCUGCACUGUGGCUACGGAAUUAAAUAUUCACUGAUUCACAUCCAUGCUGAAUUGACUAUGGGAUCACGAUCAGUCAUUUUUUUUU